Messenger RNA from Labrus bergylta (ballan wrasse), 2622 nucleotides. RefSeq names its product homeobox C10a (gene hoxc10a). NCBI's taxonomy places the organism in Eukaryota, Metazoa, Chordata, Actinopteri, Labriformes, Labridae. Gene Ontology annotation, biological process: regulation of transcription by RNA polymerase II. Gene Ontology annotation, molecular function: DNA-binding transcription factor activity, RNA polymerase II-specific; RNA polymerase II cis-regulatory region sequence-specific DNA binding. Gene Ontology annotation, cellular component: nucleus. The record is from RefSeq and is a predicted model, not a curated record.
GCUGCAAAAUUCCCAACUUGACCGCGCUGACGUCACGUCAGUCUGGAGCAUCAAGGCCACUUCCACGCCGCUAUUGGUCUGAAAAUCACAUGACAUGUCUCCCAGCAUCCAUAAUUAUGUUCCUGAUAUUUUUGCACCCCCCUCCAAAAGAUGUCAGCAUCCUACUGUCCUGAUUCUCCUGCAGGAAUCCCGAAUAGUUCAGACCCGCUGAACACGCAAAACCAUCCUUGUGGUACCAAAUGCCAAAAUGUCAUGUCCGAAUAAUAUAGCGCCCGGAAACUUCCUCAUGGAUUCCUUAAUGGGAGGAUCGUCUUCCUUCAGGGGUGACGGUUAUUCGAGCAACCCCGGAAUGUACAUCCACACAGCAGCAGAGUACGGAUACUCAGUGAUGAGAAACAUGGGGAAGGUCGGACCGCCUGCACUCUCCAAAAGAGACGAGCUUCCUGCGGUCGGGGAGCCUCUCAGCGGCUACCAGGAUGCGUCCUACCUGUCUGCACAGCUGCCCACAUGGACCCCAGGCUCCAAACCCGGCAGGGACCAACAACCUGUUGCCCAGUGUUUACAACCCUGCUCGUUUCCAGCGGGCAACGUCAAAGAGGAGGCGUUUUGUUGCCUCUAUCAGGAUGACAGCAAUAACGGGAAACAGCAGACAACAGAGUCCACCACAUACAUCCUGGGAGACAAUAGCCGCCGGCCUGAGCGGACCUCCGCCUCGUCCAGUGGCUGUUUCCAGGUGUUCAGCAGCGCAGGGAGGCCACAGCGGGACGAGCAGCAGCCGUUCCCCUCCGGCUUCUCCCUCACACACUUGGAGACAUCUGUUGAGUCAGCAUCAGAAGCGACAAUAAGUUUCAGCAAAAAAACAGCGAGAGAGGUUUCAGAGGCAGAUGAGUGUCAGAGCAGGAAGGAGGAGAAGGCCAAGAGUGACAGCUGCUCAGAUAACUCGGACGGGGAAUCAAAAGAUGAUUUAUCUGCGGAAAAGACGACGGGAAGCUGGUUAAAAGCCAAAAGUGGAAGGAAGAAGCGUUGUCCCUACACAAAGCACCAGACGCUGGAGCUGGAGAAGGAGUUCUUGUUCAACAUGUAUCUGUCUCGGGAGCGCCGCCUGGAGAUCAGCCGGAGUAUCAACCUGACCGACAGACAGGUCAAGAUCUGGUUCCAAAACAGACGCAUGAAGCUCAAGAAGCUCAACAGGGAGUGCCGAGAGAGGGAGCACGGUGCAGUUUACAACUAUCCCUGAAGAGAUUUCUAUUUACCUACACAUGCAUUCACACUCACAUUUACACUUAGUUACACACACACACACACACACACACACACACACACACACACACAGAAACACUCACACACACAAAACAGACACACAGCAUGUCAACUUAGAAUGCAUUCAAUCAUAUUUCUCUUUAUUCACACACACUGUGCCUUCCUAUUUGAACCCUAAAAACUGCAGACUAGACGUGAUUUUCAUUUGAACAUUCGCACAAUUGGAACAGUGAGGUGCUAUUACCUUGUAUUAAUUAUUGUAAUAUAACGUGAUCCUUAAAAAAAAGGAGUAAUCUAUAAAUAACUCUUGGCAUGGAAGCAGUUUCACUUUUUCUGGGCUGUAAUGAAUGUUUUGCAGCUUCUUCCUUGGUGUCUUGCUGUGGCAUACGUGCAAGUGUAGUGUGCAUGAAGCUAUGAUUCCAAAACAAUGAAAGGAGGGGGGAAACAAAAGGUAUUACCAACUUUGUCCUUCUCCUGGUAAAGUGGUGCAAAUGAGGAGGGAGGGAGAGAUACUGCGGAUGAGAGAAGGAGAUUAUGGCACUUUUAAUAGAUGUGAAAGACCAUAACGUUGAUUUAAAUAUUAUCCAGGUGACCACAGUAAGUCAAGGUCAUAAAAUUCUAAUGUCAGGUUCGCCCUAGAAAGCGUUGGGGGUGGAUUUUAUGAUCUGCAAAUAUAAUGUGCUGCAGCAGUAAAGAUGCGUUUAAAGGUGUGUGUGUGUGGAGGAGGGCUAAUCCACACAGCAGAGACUGCAAUGUGCACCAGCCAAGCUAAGGCGCUGGGCUGGAAGGGAGCAGCCAGCCGCCUCCACCCGGGAUAAUGGAGCUACAUGGGAGCCGGAGAUAAGAAAGAUGGUGGAUAAAAAAAAAAAAAAAAGGGGACAGCGACCGCUACGGCUGCAGGGACAAUAAUAAGCAAAGCAUCGCAGCGCACACGUGGAUAACUACACUCACCGGGAAGGCGUCUUCUGCAGGAGCCAACAGAAGAGGGAUCUUCGGGGGACCCUCGCCGCUACCAGCCGCUGCUGCCUGCGAUUACUCCUCCCGGAGGCAAUAAAAGCGCGUUUGGGAACAGGAAAGAGAUCCAGGAAGGCUGCUGGAAAGACUUUUGCCGGGGCACAAACGCUCCUUAUCGGCGAGGUGUGAAGCAACUAUAGCACGGGAGAUGCGCGCUGUGUUGAUAUUCACCCCUCAGCUGCUGCGUGAAUCUGCAACUCCGGAGAGCCUGCUAAAGACUGUUCGCCUGGUCAAAACGAAAGGCACCGUGGAUUUCUCUGCAAGGAUUCGCAGGCUGCAGCUCAUAGAAAUGUUGUCUGAAGAAAUAUCGCAGAAGCUUCUUCGGGCGUCCCAAGUUGCCAGCGGAAU